AUGCCAGCACCACUUGAAGGUUCAAAUGGAAUCCAAUUAAACCCAAAGACAAAACCUACGACGACCAAGAUGAAGCUCGUGAUUAGCCAAGUGCUGACCGAGAAAUUAGAUAAUGUCACGUACCAGUCAGAUCGAGCUGCUGUGUUGACUAAGGAGAUUGCAGAUACUGUCAAGUUACGAUUAAAAGAAUGUAAUUUUCCUCGGUUCAAGUAUGUCGUGCAAGUGGUGAUUGGGGAACAACGAGGCGAGGGCGUGCGACGAGCGAUAGCGAACGUUGAGACGCUUGAAUCACGUCUUUUAGAGCUUCAGAAUGCGCUUGCCGCCGACAAUAUAAAUCGCGUUUUUCAAGAUACCUUCAGCUUUGUUUUGCUCGCAAUAAACGGAGAAAUGAACGCUACAAUGGACAAGUUUCGUGCACGUUGCUCAAUGAUUGAUCCUGUCACAAAGAAUCCACGAUUUGGCCCCAAGAUGAUGGCCAAAGUGAAGGAUAUGUUGCGUCGUUACGACAACGUAAAGCUUGCAAUCCAAGAAGACACGCCGUUACGUCUACAAAUAGAGACAAAGCUUAACGAUCUGAAACAGCAUGAAGAAGAAGCAAAAGAGGCGGAAGCGAUUCGUAAAAAAGAGGCAGAGGAAGAUCAACGAGCUGCAGAACGAGCUGCAGAACAGGACGGGAAAAGACUGGAAGAGGAAGCUCAGGAACGCGAAAUUUUACGCAGAAGGCAAGAGGAAUUAAGGAUACAAAGAUUAGCGGUUGCUGCACAGAAGAAACGGGAGCAACGAGAGAGAGAACGAUUGGAAGAGGAACAACAACGUCAGGAGGAGCAAAAGAAGCGUGAGCUCUUGAAUGCUUCGAUUUCACCUGGAAAAAAGGGUUUAGAACUGGCAAUUGAUUUACUUCGGGAAAGCACGGGCAGUGAGGCACUUUUUCGACAAUCGGUCGAGAAACUUCUAGCUGUAGUCAAUAAUAUCUGCAAGUCACCGGAUAAUACUGCAUUUCGCCAAAUUCCAAAGGAUAAUAUGCACUUUCAUGCUGAUCUCGGGCAAUUUACAGGUGGCUAUCAAUGUUUACUUGCACUCGGGUUUAAAGAGAUGCAACAAGGAGAUGAAAAUGAGCCCAGAUUCGUGUUUGUAAUGGAGGAACCAGAUCUAUCAGAAGAUUUAGAUGCUUGGAGUACUUGGUUUGAUGGCUUAAAGGAGAUGCAAAAUUUUGUUGAGUCAAAGUUGUGA
Molecule: messenger RNA, 1230 nt
Organism: Plasmopara halstedii
Lineage: Eukaryota; Oomycota; Peronosporomycetes; Peronosporales; Peronosporaceae
Product: Dynein light chain
Exons: 6
Coding region: 1-1230 (409 amino acids)
Biological process (GO): microtubule-based movement
Cellular component (GO): cytoplasm; cytoplasmic dynein complex
Molecular function (GO): dynein intermediate chain binding
Source: RefSeq, a predicted model, not a curated record